AAAACGCGCCGUUCGACCGCGCGACGCUCCGUACGCGCAGCGCCGACCAUCAGAGAGGUUCUCACGCCGUCUGUACGGCAGAAAUAGACCGCGCACUCGCCUCGCUGCGACUGGCCCGGCUCCAAACGGUGCCGGACACGCUGUGAACAGAUUAGCGCUUAGCGUCUGUUACAAGCUCGUACACCAUGGGAAAAGGCGCGGGAAAAGGCGCCUACGGCGCCGCAGUGGCGCAGGCGGACGAGGAACUACGUGGGAUCAUGUGCGGCGCGCAGCGUUCGAAGCACACGCACGAGCGCGGCGUCGAGAAGUGCCUCGCGCUCAUCAAGACGACGCCCGAGGUCUUCGCGGAUAACGCGACGGAGGGUGGCUUCUUUGAGUGCGUCACGCGCGUACUAGUGGCCAAGAAGCGCGACGGUGGAGUGGAAAGGUGCCUCGCCUUCGUCGCGCGCGUCUGCUCGGGCGCGGUUUUGGCGGGAGACGACCAGCAGGGCGACGUCGCGCGGCGGUCGCUCCUCUGGCUCGCCAAGGCCUGCGGCGCGGCCGACAAGACGGCAAGAGGGCGCGCUUUGGAGGUCAUCGCGCUCGUGCUCGAGCGGUUGAUCGGCGAGGACGGCGCCGAGGUCGACGAGCAGGUCUGGACGGCGUUGAGUGACGCCGUCGUGCCGCGCGUCCACGACAAGGUCGCGGGCGUCCGAAGGGCCGCCUGUCUUGCGUUGAGACGGCUCCAGGAGGACAACCAGCCCGCGACGCACGCUUUGGGGCGAGCUCUAGCGAGAGACUCGUCGGCUGAGGUACGAGCCGCGGCAGCUAGAGCUUUAGAUCCUUCGAAGAAGACCGUCGGACUAUUAUUAGACCGGUGCCGCGACGUCAACGCGACCGUGAGAAAAGCGGCCUUCGACGCUCUCAGACUGAAAGUUGGUUUACGAGGCGUCCCGAGAGACAGACGAGCGCCGGUGUUGGCGCGCGGUUUGCGCGACCGCGACGCGGCGGUGAGAGCAUCGGCGACGAUGACUUUAGCCAGGUGGUUCGUCUCCCCGAAAGUGGGCGCGGACGCGACGAAAUUACUUGAACUCUUGGACGUGGAAUCGCAGGCGUCGCACGCGGCGUUAGCUUUGCGCGCUCUCCAUGCGGCGGCCUGCGCGUUGGCGAACGACGAUCGCCGGGAAGCGACGCCGGCGUGGCUGAGGGGCGAGGCGGAACCGGAGACCUGUGCGGAAACGAGACGACGGGAUGCGUUUGAUGCGUCGUUCUAUUAUGAUGCUGUUGAUGAAGAUGGGCAGAAUAGCUACGUGGUCGCUCUGGAGAGUGCCCUGGAGGUGGCUGACAGAGAAGAUACGUUACUCCUCCAGAAGAAGGAAGGUGCCGAGUUCAAGAAGCGGGACCCGGCUUCAUUACGAUUGAGGAAUGCCUUACUCCCCUCGAAUGACGAGGAGAGCUGUUUACCGGAGAACGCUUCGACUUUAACGCCGGCGGCGGCGCUGUGGCUGCGGUGCCGAGUUUUAUUAGAAUUAGAACCGUCGGCGGCUCGAUUGACGCCGUCCAAUCUCGAAGACGCCCUGGCCAAGUUCUCGGAUGGUGAUGAUUUGGCGAGGCUGUGUUCCACGGCCGGCGAACAAGCUGCUCAGGAGGAAAUGAAACAUAGAGAAAACGACGGCGAGUCCGAGAAUUCAGACGACGACGAAGAUUUAUCGUUUGCGAGGACCUUCGUCGCGGCGCAAGUGUUAGAUUGCGCGCGGUUGCUCGUGGACCACAAGGCUAUUGACGAAGCUGGGAAGGUGAGGGUCGCGGACGCGAUCGAUGGGGACUUCGUGCGGACGCAGAAACCUUUGGCGGAGUGCCUCGCGGCGCCGGCGGCGAGGUGCUUGGCUGUGGCGCGGGGCCUGGGUGCUGGUUUUACGGAGGACGGCGCGUCGCUGCACGCGGCGGUCGAGAGCGCUCUGAACCGCGGCGAGACGCGACGAGCUUUAGCUGUGGCUGCCCAAUUAUUGGCCGAACCUAGAUGCUUCGCACCACCUAGAUCUGCAGCGCAGGACCGUUUCCUGGAGGAGAUCUGCGACGGCGACGACGCGCUCGUGCCGCGGUGCUCGAUCUCGCCGGACGCUGAUGAUAGAGAAUUAGCUGUCUUAGCUCUAGGAAGAAGGAUGCUUUUAGGUGAUGCGAACGACUCGAAGCGCAUCGCGCCGCACCUCUGGCGCUUCGCGCUCAACAGUCGUGAGGGUUUAGAUGUGCGGGGGCGCGCCGUCUGCGCGCUGGGCGACGCGGCGUUAGCUUUUGGGUGUGCGAAGUGCGCGCCGGACGAAUCAGACUUCGCUACUUCUCUAGCCAAGUUGUUAGAUGAAGGUACGGCCGCUCCUUUACGGGCGGUCGCCGCAGAGGGCGCCGCGAAGUUACUCUUAGCUGGGAGGCCGUUGUCUGUCGACGACGCCGAGACCCAGGAAGCCCGAGUUGGUGCGUCCCUAUUAAGAGCGUUCCUCGCCUGCGAGAAUGAUAAUGACGAGGACGACGACGACGACGACAUGGCGGCGGCGCUGGGUGGCAAGCGGCGCCUCCAGCAAGUGUUAUCGGUAUUCUUCCCGACGUUAGCUUCGACAAGGCCUGUGAGUGUCUCUCGAUCCAUCGAAACGGCUCUAGACGACGCGUCGACGCCGCAGCAGGCGGCCUCGUACGUCGCGUCGUUGCCCGGCCAACAGUUCGCGGCGCCCUACGCGCUUUGUGCUUCCGCAUUGGCGGGCACGUCCCUUAGGAGAGGAGAGGCCCUGACGACGAUGCGCGCGCCCGACGACCAGGGCGAGGCGGCUUUAUUGAGUGUCGUCGCGGCCGGCGUCGCGCGCGCCGCGGCCGAGGCCGGCGAGGCCGUGGCGGCCAAGGCCGCGACGAAGUUCGCGGCGGCGUGUUCCUCAGUGGCGAAGGGCACCGAGGCGGACGCGUCCAAGGACGCCAAGAACUUGUUGGUGUCUCCGUUCGUCGCCGACGCCGAGGAAGCGCCCUUGCCGCCGCCGCCGCCUAAAGCGGGCCCGAAGAUCAUCGCGCCGAAGGCGGCCUUCGACGGUACCGAUAGCGAGCCCGGGACGGCCAAGGAGGCUCCAGUUGUUGAGGCCGCCGAGGCGCCGAAGCUAUCCCUCGCCGAGGUGAACAAGUUCACGGUGCCCAAGCUGAAGGCCGCGCUGAAAGAAAGGGGCCUGCCCGUGACGGGUCUCAAGGCCGUCCUCAAGGCGCGGCUGCUCGAGGCGCUCGGCUACGACGCCUGAUCCUUCCCCAUUCCCUCCCCCCGACGUAACAAACACACUC
This is a messenger RNA of Pelagomonas calceolata, 3288 nucleotides long. The record is from the annotation of a GenBank genome assembly. Lineage: Eukaryota; Pelagophyceae; Pelagomonadales; Pelagomonadaceae.